GCUUGUCCUCGUCUCCCUGGUUCCGUCUCUUGUCUCCACAGUCCGUGUCUCUCAGUGGAGACAGGAGCUCAUCUACCUUCAGCCCAGUGAAGAGGAACCAGCAGCGCUCACCAUGUUCUCUGUGCUUUCCCUGCUUCUACUGGCAGGAGCACACAGCGCGACGGCAAGGCUUCACUCUCUGAAGUAUUUCCACACUGCGUCGUCUCAAGUCCCAAACCUUCCAGAGUUUGUGAGUGUUGGUUUGGUUGAUGAUGUUCCGAUCGUUCACUUUGACAGCAACACAAAGAAAUAUGAACCAAAACAGGACUGGAUGUUAAAGGGAAAUGAUGCACAGUACUGGGAGUGGCAGACUCAGAUUGCUUUGGGUAACGAGCAGGGCUACAAAGUCGACAUGGAAAACUUAAAGGAACGCUUCAACCAAACUGGAGGUGUUCAGAUUAUCCAGAAGAUGUACGGAUGUGAAUGGGACGAUGAGACUGGAGCAGUUACUGGUUUUAAGCAGUUUGGUUAUGAUGGAGAAGAUUUCAUAUCAUGGGACCAGGAGACAGAGACGUGGAUCGCUCCAACAUCACAGAGUGUCAUCACCAAACUGAAGUGGGAUCAGAAUAAAGCUGAUCUCGCUCAGGAUAAGAACUACCUCCUGGUGGAGUGUCCUCUCUGGCUGAAGAAGUAUCUGGAGCAGGGGAGGAGCUCUCUGCUGAGAACAGAUCUUCCCAGGAUCUCUCUCCUCCAGAAGUCUCCCUCCUCUCCAGUCACCUGCCACGCUACAGGUUUCUACCCCGACAGCGCCAUGUUGUUCUGGAGGAGAGACGGGGAGGAGCUUCAUGAGGACGUGUACCGUGGAGAGGUUCUCCCCAACCAUGACGGGACCUUCCAGAUGAGCGCUGAGCUGAAGGUUCCAUUAGACUCCCCUGAGGACUGGAGGAGGUACGAGUGUGUGUUCCAGAUCUCUGGUGUGGAGGAGGACAUCGUCACCAAACUGGACCAAGACUCAGUCCAGUCCAACAGAGAGAAGCCCACCCCCAUGACCACCAUCAUCAUCAUCAUCAUGGCUGCAGUGGGCGCUCUCGCUGGCGUCGGCGCUGUCAUCGGACUCAUCGUGUCCAGGAGGAAGAAAACCCAGUGUACUUCACUCCCUGUGAAAGAUCCAGGUUCCUCACAGCCGCUGAGAUCAGGUGAUGGAGGUUCUAAUUCUCCAAGUGAGACGUCCUCCUGAACACAGUUUAUGGACGAGAAGCAGUGUCACCACAGUUUCCCCUUUACGCUGUAACUCAUUGAUUAUUCAUCACUUAAAUCAUAAAGUGAUAUUCAGGGUCAGACAUUGAUUGAAAUACAAAUAACACAACUGACAAAUAUGAAAAAUAAAUGGUGGCGUUGAUUAAAUUUGAUCUUUUAGUUAAAAAUAAGGAAUGUAAACUUCCCUCCGAUAAAUGUUUGUUUAAAUAUUGGUAAAUCAAAUUAGGAUUAUUACUUUUUGUUUACCUGGAGUGAAGUAAAACCAGUUAAAUAUUCAGAUUUUAUUUUAUUUCUAAUUUGGCCUGAACAAGAAAUGAAUUAAUCAAGAGAUGCUUGUUUUUGUUUGUUUGGUUAUAUUCAUGCUUUAAACGUUCAUUUGAGUGGAGAUUAUAAAAGGUUGUGGGAUGUUUUAAGUGUCUCAUAUGAAAUGUUCUGUUCAUAUUUUCUGUAAGUUUUUAGGGACUUUUCUGUUUUAGCCUUGUUAACAUUUACACUGCAAAAAAGAAAAGGUUUGAACAGCGAAAAAUUACUGAAUUUAUCUUUCUUAAUUUAAAAACUUCACAUUUUCUCAAAGCUGUCAACUUGUGUUGUUUUAAUUAUUAUUUUUUUCAGGCAAAUGAAUUGGCUUAAAUAACAUGCUACAAUUCUUACAAACAAGUCUAGACGUGCAUUUUGAAAAACGCAACAGGAAGCUCGCCAUUCUGCAUUUAGUGGCCAUUUUGGCCAUAUUCCACAUUUUUAUUUUGAGGUGCUUGUAUCAGGGCUUUCAUCAGAUCAACUUCAAACUGAGAUGAGUGUCAUCACAACAAGACGGAGAUACAAACUAACUCAAACAUCGAUUCUUCAUCACAUGGUGUGACCGUGGCGUGGCGUCACAGUUUGAUUACACGCCAUCAAACACGAUGUCCUGUAUCUCGGACGUACACGGACCAUGAAUCCUUCGAUGCUGAGCCGUCAACAAACAGCUCCACUCCUGCAGUGACGGUGUCAGAGGUCAUAGAUCAGCUGCACCGCCCUGAACCUGGAGGCUCUACAGAGGGGGGGGGCAGUCUGCUCAGCACAUCACCAGGACGGAGCUGCCAUCCAUGGAGGACCUCUACACCCAGCGGUGGAGGAAGAAGAGCAACCGGAUCAUCAGAGACCUCCAUCACCCAAACCAUGAACUGUUCUCCUGCUGGCGGCUGACGGUACUGCAGCAUCCGGGCCGGCAGCACCAGCUCAGAGACACUUUCACCCCCCCGGCCUUAAGACUCUUAAACUCCUCCCAUGUGCAGUAACUCCACUAAACCAGCACCUCAGCAUAAUUGCACUAUUGUUUUUUUCUUUAGGUGUAUAUAUAUUUUUAUAUAUAUAUAUUUUAUAUUGCUGUAAGAGCCUGUGACCCGAGCUUUUCAUUGCAAGCGACUUCUAAAUGUAAUUGUUGUGCAUUUGACAAUAAACUCUUGAAUCUUGAA
Limanda limanda (common dab) is the source of this 2690-nucleotide messenger RNA. Its product is annotated as H-2 class I histocompatibility antigen, Q9 alpha chain-like. Gene Ontology annotation, cellular component: external side of plasma membrane. Gene Ontology annotation, biological process: immune response. Lineage: Eukaryota; Metazoa; Chordata; Actinopteri; Pleuronectiformes; Pleuronectidae. The record is from RefSeq and is a predicted model, not a curated record. The transcript is spliced from 8 exons. Bases 113 to 1216 code for a protein of 367 amino acids.